AUGGCGGGCUUUGUGCGCGUAGAGGAAGACGGCGAGAAACAGCGCAAGCGCUCGCUCUCAGCCUCGUCGCCGUGCUCAGUGGCCACUCCUGAGGGCCGCGCGAGCGCCAAGAGCAAGGUAUUCUCCCGAUGGCUCUACGGUGUCUUACGCGGCAACACGCUGUUGCUCUACUGGCGCCGCACCGACUACAAGCGCAAGACGCCUCCUCUAGACUCGCUAACACUUCAGAUGCAGCCUGCCGCGCCCAACGAGAGCGUCUUCGGCUUUGACCACGAGUGUCUGUACGUGCGGGAGAAGGACUCAGGGCGCAUCGUCGCUCUGCGCAUCCACCAGCGCAAGGAGAUCGUGCGCUGGGUGACGGCACUUUAUUACCAGAGUAUUGGAAGUGAAUCCGUAGAACAGAAGAAGGGCAGCAGCAGGCGUAGUAGGCACGCCGCUUUACCUGCAAAAACUAACGACCCAGAGCCCGAGACGCGCAAGAAGAGCGUGUCCUUUCAGGAGAAGCCGCAGGUGCGCGUACUGCCCGUAGAGGCUUACGACCCCGCUGAUCUCUUUUACUCGGAGGAUGACUACGAACAAUUUUUGAUGGAGAGGCCCUCACACCUGUCCAGUCUCAUGAGCACUAUUUAUUCAAAGACGACGGCCAAGCUACGUGUAUCCAGGAAGCGAUAA
Messenger RNA from Phytophthora infestans T30-4, 672 nucleotides. RefSeq lists its product as uncharacterized. The record is from RefSeq and is a predicted model, not a curated record. The transcript has a single exon. Lineage: Eukaryota; Oomycota; Peronosporomycetes; Peronosporales; Peronosporaceae. The coding region runs from base 1 to 672 and encodes 223 amino acids.